Saccostrea cuccullata (small rock oyster) is the source of this 723-nucleotide messenger RNA. RefSeq names its product ornithine decarboxylase antizyme 1-like. The annotation marks the transcript as partial. Gene Ontology annotation, cellular component: cytoplasm; nucleus. The record is from RefSeq and is a predicted model, not a curated record. NCBI's taxonomy places the organism in Eukaryota, Metazoa, Mollusca, Bivalvia, Ostreida, Ostreidae. The transcript is spliced from 4 exons. Gene Ontology annotation, biological process: positive regulation of protein catabolic process. Gene Ontology annotation, molecular function: ornithine decarboxylase inhibitor activity.
UCAGCGUCCCCAGUAAGCGGUAUUGUAUAUCGCUCGGUGCAGGGCCUCGGUCGUGCUCCUGAUGUUCCCCACGCCGUCAACGUGUCAUUCGUGACAGAGGGCAGCGGCGUGGGGGUUUUAACAGAGCCCCCUGUCAGUGCUAAAAGCCUGUUUAUUAAGGAAAACAACCGCAAUGCACAGGUUGACAACAGAAGCAUUUUAGCAGAAGCUCACAUGUCUACCAAUCUGAGCUUUACUGUGCAUUUGUCUGGAGGUCAUAAGGUCACCUGGGAGACCAUACUGACUCGCGGAAACCUGUACGUGGAAGUUCCCAACGGAAUUCUCCCGGAAGGCUCGAAGGAAAGCUUGAUCACACUUUUGGAGUAUGCAGAGGAGAAGCUUUGCUGUGACCAUGUAAUCCUCUGUUUCUGCAAGAGCAGGAAUGAUCGAGCCUCCUUGAUCCGAACUUUCAUGUUCAUGGGUUUCGCGGUGGCCUGCCCUGGUGACCCCAUCGUUCCCAUGGUACCCGAGGUCAUGUACAUGGUGUACAAGAUUGACCUUGACGACGAUGAUGACUAGCUUUUCCUUAACGAACAUGGCUUUUAGUAUUAUGGGCCACUUUCUCUUGAUAAUGAUUUCUUUUCUUUAUUUUGAUUACAAAAACUUUUUUUUUAAAUAGUUGGUAGAUCUUUUUUUGAUCACUAUUGAUUUCUUUUCAAUUAUUUUAGGGGGAAAACAUUGAUA